Messenger RNA from Salvia hispanica, 465 nucleotides. The record is from RefSeq and is a predicted model, not a curated record. Lineage: Eukaryota; Viridiplantae; Streptophyta; Magnoliopsida; Lamiales; Lamiaceae.
AUGGAGAUGCUAGACUCUCUUGAUCUAUCUCAUAACCGACUCUCGGGCAAUAUUCCUGCAAGUUUGGCGGAAAUACACACUCUUGGCGUUCUUGAUUUGUCGAACAACAAAUUGUCUGGAAAAAUUCCGACGGGUACUCAACUUCAGAGCUUCAAUGCAUCGUCUUAUGCCGGGAAUGAUGGACUCUGUGGCAACCCUCUACCGAUGUGCAUUGAAGAUAGCUUGAGGCCAUCCACCACUAAUCCGGUGGAUAACAUGAAUGAGAAGGAUGGCAACAACUUCUCAUUUAUGCAAGAAGUUGGCAUAUCAAUGGGCUUUGGUUUUAUCUUUGGAUUUUGGGGAGUUAUUGGCUCAUUCAUAUUGAAGAAAUCAUGGAGAAUAGCAUUCUUCAACUUAUUCGAUGCUGCUGGAGAUUGGUUUUACGUCAGGAUUGCUGUGUUUGUAUCCAAAUGGAGGCGAAGCUGA